Messenger RNA from Dendroctonus ponderosae (mountain pine beetle), 2804 nucleotides. It is a transcript of the gene ari-2, whose product is annotated as potential E3 ubiquitin-protein ligase ariadne-2. The transcript has 6 exons. Gene Ontology annotation, cellular component: ubiquitin ligase complex; cytoplasm. Lineage: Eukaryota; Metazoa; Arthropoda; Insecta; Coleoptera; Curculionidae. The coding region runs from base 175 to 1626 and encodes 483 amino acids. Gene Ontology annotation, biological process: ubiquitin-dependent protein catabolic process; positive regulation of proteasomal ubiquitin-dependent protein catabolic process; protein polyubiquitination. The record is from RefSeq and is a predicted model, not a curated record. Gene Ontology annotation, molecular function: ubiquitin conjugating enzyme binding; ubiquitin protein ligase activity; zinc ion binding.
GUCCACACCCUUACAACUGUCAAACUGAUGUUUGAUGUUUGAUUUGCAAAUGGCGACUUAAAGGUCUUCAAAAGUAAACAGCGAACAGAAGAACGUUAGAGAACAAUGAUUAUGGUUUCAUGAUAUAUUUAAUAGUUCUUAUAAUUAGUCACAUACAGAAAUCGUACUGAAGAUAUGGCUACAUCACAAGACGCUGACUCGGAUAUGGAAUGUUCCGACAAUGAAGAUGGAUAUUAUGAUUAUAAUGAUUACUAUAAUGAUGAAGAUAGCGAUAUUGAACGCAUAGAUCCAACUAGAGUUGAUCCAGAAUACUUUGAUUACAAGUGUCUGUCUGAAGAAGAAGUGGAACGUCUACUCAAUGAAACUGUGGAAAGUCUCAGUAACCGUCUAAUUAUAUCUCCUUCCUUAGCCAAAGUUUUGCUGCAUAGCCAGCACUGGAAUACCAAUGAAGUUAUUCAUAAAUAUAAGGAAAAUCCUCAGCAGACACUUAUUGGAGCGAGAAUUAAUCCACCUUCUCCACCCAAGAGUAUACUUUUUACAUCGACAUACUUAGCAUGUUCAGUCUGUAUUACUACACAAAAUAUAGACAAGUUUUUUCAUUUGUCAUGUGCCCAUAUAUUUUGUCGCGAAUGUUGGACGACACAUUUCGAAGUACAGAUCAGCCAGGGAAUAUCCACUGCUAUCAGUUGCAUGGCUAAAGAUUGUAUUGUAUUGGCACCUGAAGACUUUGUUUUGAAGCACCUUCAUCAUAAAACUAGCAUUAGGGAAAAGUAUCAACAUUUCAUCUUCCAAGACUAUGUUAAGGCGCAUCCCGAAUUGAGAUUUUGUCCCGGGCCGAACUGCUCUAUCAUCAUUCAUAGCAGUGAAAUCAAAGCGAAACGAGCCGUUUGUACCCAGUGCAAGACCAUAUUUUGCUUCAGAUGCGGAUGUGAUUAUCAUGCUCCAACGGAUUGCCAAGUUAUAAAAAAGUGGUUAACAAAAUGUGCGGAUGAUAGUGAAACAGCAAACUAUAUUAGUGCUCAUACCAAAGACUGUCCAAAGUGCCACAUAUGCAUAGAAAAAAAUGGAGGUUGCAAUCAUAUGCAGUGUUACAAUUGCAAGCAUGAUUUCUGUUGGAUGUGUUUGGGUGAUUGGAAAUCUCAUGGAUCGGAAUAUUAUGAAUGCUCAAGGUAUAGAGAAAAUCCUAACAUAGCUCAUGAGUCGGUGCAUGCACAAGCCAGAGAGGCUCUGAAGAAAUACUUGCAUUAUUAUGAGAGGUGGGAGAACCAUUCGAAAUCUUUGAAAUUAGAAGAACAAACAUUGGAAAAACUCAGGGAUCGAAUUAAUCAGAAAGUCAUGUCCGGUUUAGGUACUUGGAUCGACUGGCAAUAUUUAUUUACAGCAGCAAAUCUGUUAGCAAAAUGUCGCUAUACACUUCAAUACACAUAUCCUUUUGCAUAUUACAUGGAUGCGGGCCCGAGAAAGGAAUUAUUUGAAUAUCAACAAGCACAGCUGGAAGCUGAAAUAGAAAAUUUGAGUUGGAAAGUUGAGCGAGCUGAAACCACCGAUAGGGGUGACUUAGAAAACCAAAUGGAUAUUGCAGAAAAACGAAGAACUACUCUUUUAAAAGACUUUUUAGAUGUGUGAUAUUUUUUAAGUUAUUUUAGGUGUUUUUUUCGUUUAACUAUUAGCGAAGUUCCCGAUUUCCAGCUCAUUUUUUAAAUAAAAUAUUUGACUGUGAUUCUCAGAAUAGAAAUUUGGCAGGAGAUGUAUAAGGAAACGAAACUCGAAAAGCUAGGUAUUUUCAUUUUAUAGUUUAUAGAUAAAAAUAGUUUCAAUCGUGUAGACUUACUUCUAGUUUUAUUUAUAAAAUGCCACUAUAUAGGGGUAUCUACAAAUUCUAUCAACAAAAGAUAUAUUGUGUUUAUGGUUACAUGGUACGUGGUACACACUACAGUAACUGUGCAUUCAUUGAUCUAUCUAUGCUUAUAUUAGGCCUACACAUAUUUAGUUUAUAUUGAUUGGUUAAAACUAGUCCUUUUAAGUCUUAUUCUAAAUAUAAACUGAAUAUACUAAUUUAGUUUUUCUAAUUAGAUGUUAAAUGUUCUCAUUCAAGAUAUAUGUGCAAACUUAAAAUACCAAUCUUAGUGUUAAUUGAUAAUAUAUGUGAUCUAUUAAGAACUUCUUAAACACGUUGCUUUUGCCUUUAAUGUGCUAUUUCCAUUGUGAAUUUAAUAGAAAUACUAUUGUGAAUAUGUUUAACUGUAUUUUAUUAGUCUAAUUUUAAAAUAGCUAUUAUCAAAUUAUUUUCUCGAAACUAAUAUUGUUACUUGUUAUAAGUGAAUUUUUUUAUUUUAUUCAUAACAAUUUUUAGAAUUUCAAGCUAAGCUAUUUCAAUUCUAUAUGUCUCAGUUAUGGGUAGCCAGAUAAUCUUUUUAAAAAACUGUACUAGUAAGACAUUUUUCGUUUGACCAAGAUGAAGAGAAUCGUGAACACAUACGCUUUUUCUAGACUUAUAAGUAUAAUGAAUAAAUAAGAAGUGAUUCAAGCCUUAGUGUUAACGUGAAACUUAAAUUAAAUAUGUAUUUUGAUUACUUAAAAUAAGAUUCAGAACAAGUGGGUAACGCUUACUACAGGGCAUUUUUGCCAGCAAUGAUGAAGCGCGGUAUUAUGCCAAAUAUUAGUGAAGUAGUUUGUGCGGCCUCAUUUUUGUAUAUUUACUAGUACUUAUAUAUUUUGGGGAUACAAAGAAUUACCUAGGAAUAUGCCUUUUUAGUUUAUUGUAGAUGUACUUAGAAACAUAAUAUAUAUUCUAGUUGAAAAUA